AUGAAUGGGACUACCGAAGACGAGGAAACAUCCCCGUCCUCAACGCCCACGUUGAAUUCAUCUACAUUGCAAAAGCAUGAAUAUGCGGAGGUACCCACGAUUAAGGUAGCCAUGAUAAUUCAAACAGAAGGGCCGCUGAGCCCAGAUGCAGGAGCUAAUAUGGAUGUUACUACGCAAGACGGUGGACCUCAGAGUUGUGGUUCUGUUGCCAGUAUAGAGCUUGCUGCACAGCCAGGUGUCACGGGUAUAGAGAACACUACGGGCGAAGAGGCUGUAUCUGAUGAUUGUAGAGACAAUGGUAGUCUGCCGAGCAAUACACCCCUGCCUGCGAAUAAGAUGCUCAAACCUCAGCUUAAGCCAGUAUGUGCAAGAUAG
Molecule: messenger RNA, 375 nt
Organism: Sphaeroforma arctica JP610
Lineage: Eukaryota; Ichthyosporea; Ichthyophonida
Exons: 1
Coding region: 1-375 (124 amino acids)
Source: RefSeq, a predicted model, not a curated record